CGAUGCCAAAGAUUCUUCCCAGUGAGAAGCAGACGCUGAACUGUAUUCAGUCGCUGUUGUGGCUGGGAGGCAGCAGAGUCAGGCAGUAUCUUUCGUUGACCGUGAUCCAGCCAGAGGUAAAGCAGGAGUCUUUUAAACUGACCGACAAAGCGAAAAGAAGCUACUGACGUGUCUGGCCAAACUCCGACUUUGCACGACACCUUUCAUCCUCCAGAUACUGCAGACAGAAAGUACCAGAAGAGCAAGCCAGGACAGGACGCUGGGUGAAGUUCGACAGGAUGUUCAGCCAGUUGUUUAUCUCUUUCUAAAUGAAUAGAAGAGGCAGGUUGUGACCAUGCGCUGCCUGGCUGCUCGGGUGAACUACAAGACCCUCAUCGUUAUCUGCGCCCUCUUCACACUCAUCACUGUGUUGCUGUGGAACCGCUGCUCUAGUGACACCUCCAUACGCUUCCUGCCCCGUGCUGCCCCGGUGGCCACGAUUUCUCAGAUCGGCGAUGCUAGCAUCAGCAGCCAGCAGCAUCCCCCGCAACCUCCCGAGCCCCCGCCUGUUGUCGGAGUUGUCGGGGGGAUCAAGUAUGAAGAAAUUGACUGCUUAAUCAAUGAUGAAUCGACUGUCAAAGGCCGGCGAGAGGGGGGAGAAGUCUACCUGCCCUUCUCUUGGGUGGAAAAGUACUUUGAGGUGUACGGCAAAAUAGUGCAGUACGAUGGCUAUGAUCGUUUUGAGUUUCAGCACAGCUAUUCAAAGGUUUACGCCCAGCGUGAACCCUACCACCCCAAUGGAGUCUUCAUGUCGUUUGAGGGAUACAACGUGGAGGUCCGUGACCGGGUCAAGUGUAUCAGUGGAGUGGAAGGCGUGCCGCUGUCCACUCAGUGGGGCCCUCAGGGCUACUUCUACGCCAUCCAGAUCGCCCAGUACGGUUUGAGCCAUUACAGCAAAAACCUGACCGAGCGCGCUCCCCAUGUUGAUGUCUACGACACGGCCGAGGAGAGGGACAGCCGAGCCAACGCCGCGACCUGGAGUGUACCGAAAGGUUGCGGGCUCAGCCGCGUCCAUGACAAGACCAGGGCUACCUCUGUGCGGCAGUUCAGCGCUCCAGACUCCUCCGAAGGCGUGUCCCUCCAGCUGGGCAACUCCAAAGACUUCAUCCUCAGCUUGGACCUCAAGUUUAUCUCCAACGGCAGCGUGUCUGUAAUCCUUGAAACCACAGAGAAGGGCCCCCCCUUCACAAUCCACUACGUGACCAGCACACAGCUCAUCGCCUUCAGAGAACGUGACAUCACCUACGGGAUUGGACCGCGAACCGCUUGGAGCACUCUGACCCGGGAUCUGCUCACCGACCUCAGGAAGGGCGUCGGGCUGUCCAACACCAAGGCUGUUAAGGCCACAAAGAUUAUGCCCAGACGUGUGGUGCGAUUAGUCCUACAUGGGCGUGGAUUUGUUGACAACAUCACCAUCUCCACCACUGCCCAUAUGGCCGCCUUCUUUGCCGCCAGCGACUGGCUGCUGCGCAACCAGGACGAGCGAGGCGGAUGGCCUAUCAUGGUCACCCGUAAACUAGGCGAAGGCUUCAGACCUCUGGAGCCCGGCUGGUACUCGGCCAUGGCUCAGGGCCAGGCCAUGUCCACCCUUGUGAGAGCCUACCUCCUCACCAAGGACCAGGCGUACCUCAACGCUGCCCUGAAGGCAGUAGGACCUUAUAAGGUGCCUUCAGCACAGCAUGGGGUCAAAGCUGUGUUCAUGAACAAGUAUGACUGGUAUGAAGAGUACCCCACCACACCCAGCUCCUUUGUGCUCAACGGCUUCAUCUACUCCCUGCUGGGGCUCUACGACUUGACUGAGACAGCUGGAGAGAAGCUCGGCAGGGAGGCAGGGCAGCUGUUCAGCCGCGGCAUGGAGUCACUGAAGGCCAUGCUGCCGCUCUUUGACACCGGGUCUGGGAGCAUUUAUGACCUGCGUCACUUCAUGUUGGGCACUGCGCCCAACUUGGCUCGCUGGGACUAUCACACCACGCACAUUAACCAGCUACAGCUGCUGGCAUCCAUAGACAACUCCCCCAUCUUCAAGGAUGUGGUCAAGCGCUGGAAAACCUACUUAAAAGGGAUUCGUGCCAAGCACAAUUAGACUAAACUCCAACCCACACACUAUAAAGGCUGAGAUGAGAAGAAGAUCGAUAUAUUCUGUGCGACUGAAGGAAUGAAUGAGCGGCCUAUGCUCGCGUUGCGUGUCUGUGCACAUCCUAGAUCUGGUUGAAGUCCAAAAUCUGAAGUAUGAGUUUAAUCAGCUGAAGCUCUCAAUACUCUCUCGUGUGCUCUGUUGCAGGUUUUUUAAUUUCUGCAACAUCCACUGUAGCUCUCCUCUCCCUGUUUCUUUUCUUUUCCUCCCUCUCUUGAGUUAGUGUUUGUAGUUAUGCACAAACCUCAUUUCAAAGUGAGAGUGUCUGCAUUCAGGAAGAAAGUGUGUGUGUGUGUGUGUGUGUGUGUGUGUGUGUGUGUGUGUGUGUGUGUGUGUGUGUGUGUGUGUGUGUGUGUGUGUGUGUGUGUGUGUGUGUGUGUGUGUGUGUGUGUGUGUGUGUGUGUGUGUGUGUGUGUGUGUGUGCGCGCGUGUGUUUUUAAAAAGAAUAUAUGACAUUGGUGAAAGAUUAAAAACUCUGUGAAUCACAUUUCAGACAUUCUUCGAUGCAUCCAGCACAUUUUUCUUCUGCAAUUGUAUUUUUUUAACGUCAUCUCAGAUUUGCAAAGUUCAUUAAAACAAACUGUAUAUAACAGAAUAUAUUAUAAAUUAUUUGAAGGAAAACGUUGCCAAAAAACAAAAAAAGCGCAUCUUUUCAUUAUAUAAGAAGCAUUCGAAUAUGUCACCACAACAUUUUUAAUGCAAAUUACAACACAGGACUUUUUUUUAAGUGUCUCACAUUUAAUGUUUGGUUAGAGAUGUCUAUUAGAGAAUUCAUCCCUUUGUGGAAAUGCUAGAAAAUCAAACGUUUUAUGCUUCCAAAUCCACUUUCUCUCUAAACACAGAUUAAUGUUAGCCAAUAAUUAUAGUAUUAUGUCUUUAGUAGAUUUAUCUUUUCCCCUCUACAAUAAAUAUGAGGUUUCUGUUAAGCUGCUUGAAAGCCGCUCUGAGUAAUAAUCAAGCUAGUUCUCAGUAGCUAUGUGAUUGUUCCUGUGGUAUUCACUGAGAUAAAUCAAUGCAGCCCUGCAAUAAUGCUUAAAAAUGAUGAAGUUAUCAUAAUUAGCUGUGAGCUUCUGUAAUGUUGCUACCUGUAUCCGAUGGUCAGGCAGCGAUACCCCUGUGUAACCGUUUUUGUUCAAGGUUGCAACUUAUGAUUAACUUUGAGUUCAGUGUGUUUAUUAAAACGUGUGUCCCAUGUGAGAAAUCCCAGCUGGCUGAAUUUAAGACCAAGAUAAAUGCUCGCUUCUUUUCAGCUGCACAAUCUGAAGUUUUGUUUCAAAAAGAAAAACUGUGUUUACUACUUACACGCGUGAUCGCAGGCCUGAACGAGGCUAAACGUUUAAUACUAGAUUAACCAAGAGGUUAAUCUAGUAUUAAACAAAAAGGUGAUACUAAUGUGAAACUUUUUAAAUGCCAAACUCCAGCUCCCCAUGGAACCGUCAUUGUUAUAAUUUCAGAUCUUUGUUUUUUGCUUGGUGUGAAUAUCAGCUCCAUCAGUCGUAGCCACAUUUUAAUUCAUUCUUGUGCCCACCCCCCCUCGUUCCCCUCCUCCUUUUUGACCUUUUCAGCUCGUUGUUUACUCGGGAGCUCGUCUGAAAAGCUUUUCUUCUGUAACUCAUACUUGGAAAAUGAUAAUUGCAGGAUACGAGCGUAGGUGGUGUAGAUGUCUCUGUUGUGUAUUGGAGGAGAUGAACGUGGGCAGCAGAAGCACAGCUGCAUCUCACUACAAUGUUAAUUCACACCAUUUAAAUAGACAAUGCCAGGAAGUACUAAAGCUGGAGGUAAAUUCCUGACGAGCAUGCAAAGGCUCGGUCCCAGCAGGCUCUCGUUGCUCCUCUCAGCCGCUGCGAGUGCAUGAACUCGGCGUUUUUAAUCUGAGCGCUGCCCUGUUGACCGCCGAGCGCAGAGAAAGAGGCCCGCCCGUGCUCUAACAAUUCACCCGGCUAAUAGGCUGGAGAGCCUGUUCACGGUACAGUCGCUGCUCACGGAUGAGUCAGCGUUCACCGGCAUCGUACUCACAAACAACACAAAGCGGAGCCCUCAGCAACAAUGAGGCUUUCAUUGAUCCAGCUUUGAAGAUUUAAAGAAGCAGCAGAUUGGUUUCUUCUUCUUUAAAUCUUGUUAAAAAAAAAUUUUAACGCCAGUUUUUUGAGACAAAAAUCGGUUUCCCACAAGGCCGGCAUUUCAGGUUAUUUGAGUUUGCACUGGCAGGACAAAAAUCAAAGGAACGCUGAACAUCCAGGUUCCUUUUUUCCAAACUGAUUAAUAAAUCCCGACCUUCUGUGCUGAAUUAUUAAAGCCGCUGUCAAGUAUGAAGACAGAACACAAUAAUGCACAUUUAAACAUCAAGUUUAAUCACAAAAAAAACUGUUUGGUUCUUGAAGUAAUGCUUCUAAUGUGUAAGCAUGUCUCUAAUCUAUUUUUUAUAUAACCCUGCUUUGUCAUUUAUUGUUUUUGUACUCUUGUUUUAUAAUUGAAAAAUUACAACUGUGUCCAAUAAAAGGGGAACCUUUUAA
This is a messenger RNA of Oreochromis aureus, 4686 nucleotides long. It is a transcript of the gene glceb, whose product is annotated as glucuronic acid epimerase b. Gene Ontology annotation, cellular component: Golgi apparatus. NCBI's taxonomy places the organism in Eukaryota, Metazoa, Chordata, Actinopteri, Cichliformes, Cichlidae. The transcript is spliced from 6 exons. Gene Ontology annotation, molecular function: heparosan-N-sulfate-glucuronate 5-epimerase activity. The coding region runs from base 335 to 2122 and encodes 595 amino acids. Gene Ontology annotation, biological process: heparan sulfate proteoglycan biosynthetic process. The record is from RefSeq and is a predicted model, not a curated record.